GCCGGAAGUACCUCAGCGUCAACUCAAUGCUUGACAAAGAUUUCGACAAGUGACACCAACGCAAACCAAAGGAACACAGUCAACCUCUAAAUUGAACACUGCUGUGAAGUGGAGCAUGUCUGGGGGUGAACGCUGCGCGGGGACAGCGAGGAGGUACCGCGACAGGAACGACACUUUCAUUGAAAUCAUGGAGGCUCGCCAGGAGCAGGAACAUCUCGUGGCUAUACAGGAGCAGUGCUUACAGAAGUUGGAGAGUUUGCGACAGUGUGGAGAUAAGCUGUUAAAGGAGGCGAAGGAGGCCAAGGAAUUAAUCUCAAAUUUUGACAUUUCUCCAAAGGAACAUGAUGCUGCUCAGAUGGUGAAAAGGGCAGAACUAGAGAGGAAAGAAGCAAACAAGAAAGAGGUGGAGGUGAAGAUUCUGCAGGAGGAGUACACUCAACUGCAGCGCAGAAAACACCACCUCCUUCAUCGCGUGCAAAGAGACGCAGUGUAUCGGGACUUCAUGCAACAGGCGUUGAAGCUAACACGGUUUGAAGAUGAAGCAUCUCUGGCAGGUCAUCUGGAGAAUCUUCUUCGCAUCAGGGAGCAGCUCUGUGAGAAGCAGAGGUUAGCCGAGGAGCAGGUGGACAUGCAGAGGAAAGCCCUGCUGACCUUCAACAGCCAACAUCGCUUGAUGCUUCUGCAGUGCAGCAACCAGCUGUCACAGCUGCACCACAAACUGGACAGGGCACAACCCGAAAUGGAACACUGGGAGACAAAGUGGAAACACAUUCAAGGCACUGCAGCCAAGGAAACGCUGCUGCUGGGAUUGAUCAAGAUGGCAGCACUCAACCUCUACGAGUUGACGGGCGGCGACGUGGAUGGAGAGAAAGGCGUCCCACUGAGUGACACCGACACACAACUGGACAAGCUCAAGAUGUUCAUGCAGGACCACAAGGACAUUGUAAGACUAUAUCAAGGUAGCUCACAUAGAAACGAUGAAGAAAAGAACACUCUUACACUAACACAACAUUAAAGUACUGUAACGCUGUUUAUUACCUAAAUAUUACCGGACUGUAUUUAAAUCAUUUGGAUCUAAAAUGUGAAUUUGUUAAUUUUCAUGAACUAUCCAUCAUGUACGAUGUACAGGUAUAGUUAGUGAAUAACAUGCUGUACUUGGUGGAGAUGGAAUCACAUAAACUUGUUUCAUGGUCAAAAAUGAAUAAGAGAUUGCAUAUAAUUGGUCAUUGAUAUAUUUCUAUAAGCGUUUCCAGUUUCCAAUGAAUGUUUACGAAAGACAUGCACACACACACACACA
This is a messenger RNA of Hippocampus comes (tiger tail seahorse), 1297 nucleotides long. It is a transcript of the gene cfap73, whose product is annotated as cilia and flagella associated protein 73. Lineage: Eukaryota; Metazoa; Chordata; Actinopteri; Syngnathiformes; Syngnathidae. The transcript has 7 exons. The record is from RefSeq and is a predicted model, not a curated record. The coding region runs from base 116 to 1015 and encodes 299 amino acids.